ACUUGUGUGGAGCCCCCCUUCCCGGGCUCCAAGCCCCUACUCCUGCGGCCCGCGGGCUCGGUCCGGCCUGGGGACAGCUGUGCGGGCCGGGGGCGCCGGCUGCUGAGUCACCCGGGCGAGGCUCUGAGCCCCGAGGUGGGGGGUUUCGGAUCUGCCUGCCGCGUGCUGUGGACCGCGGCCGCGCGGGGGAGGCCGUGGCGGGGGCUCCUGGGCCGUCCCCGGUGUACGUGCAGCAGGGCACUUGCCCGCUGUCGCCCGCAGGCAGGAGGGGCCGCCUGUCACGUGGAGCCCGCAGCUGCCCUGCCAGUCCCGGCUUGGCUGCGUGGCCGCGGCAGCACUGCCCGCUCUGCCUGGCUCUGGUUCGACUGCCGCUUGUUUACCUCUGCACAGAGCCUUGGUAGCCCGGCCGGCAGACGCUUGUACCCUCUGGGGCCCCGAGGGGUUCACAGCAAGAUGGGCUCCUGGGUAGAGCUGCACUUCAGCAGCAGCGGCAACGGCAGCGGCGCGCCCGCCUCGGUGUCUAUGUAUAAUGGUGACAUGGAGAAGAUACUGCUGGACGCCCAGCACGAGUCUGGACGGAGCAGCUCCAAGAGCUCCCACUGUGACAGCCCACCUCGCUCACAGACACCGCAAGAUAUUAAUAGAGCUUCCGAAACAGAUAGCCACAGCAUCGGAGAGAAAAACAGCUCUCAGUCUGAGGAAGAUUACAUUGAGAGAAGGAAAGAAGUUGAGAGCAUCUUGAAGAAAAACUCAGAUUGGAUAUGGGAUUGGUCAAGUCGGCCAGAAAAUAUUCCCCCCAAGGAGUUCCUCUUCAAACACCCGAAGCGCUCGGCCACGCUCAGCAUGAGGAACACGAGUGUCAUGAAGAAGGGGGGCAUAUUCUCGGCCGAGUUCCUAAAGGUUUUCCUUCCGUCUCUGCUGCUCUCUCACCUGCUGGCCAUUGGACUGGGGAUCUAUAUUGGAAGGCGUCUGACAACCUCCACCAGCACCUUCUGAAGGACUGGAGCCCAGCUUGUUCGUGUAGUGGGGAUCGUGUAGCUUGCAACGCAGCUGACGAGGAGCUGUCGUGGUCCUGGGGUGGCUGUAUAGCUUGUGUUUAUUUGCUCUGUUAAUGCUGCGUUUCUUUAGUAAAAUGAAAGAAUAGACACUAAAA
Molecule: messenger RNA, 1153 nt
Organism: Microcebus murinus (gray mouse lemur)
Lineage: Eukaryota; Metazoa; Chordata; Mammalia; Primates; Cheirogaleidae
Source: RefSeq, a predicted model, not a curated record